AGCUUAACCGUCACGGGGAUACAUUUACUUCCGGUAGCGGUACCGCGCCUCUUUCGGCUUUAUUUUAGUUCAUAAACUUAAAAUCCGACAUUAAUCUGCAUUCCAGAGCAAAAAUACAUCGUCCCCAAUUGAUAUUUAGAUCAUCUUUUGCAACAAUUUACCACAUUUAUAAAGAUCGUGAAUCAGCGCUCUCUUGGGCGUCGCGAAUAUCCGUACUCGCAAUUCUGGGAGCAGAUCGCGAAUACCCGAGCACCCGGAUACUCGUUACAGCCCUAGUCACAACUGAAUCCGAGUUCCUGAUAGGAGAGGUGAAAGUUUAACUGGUUUAAAUUUCAAUCCACAUUCAGUUGCUGCCUGAAAAUUGACUUAAAAACUUGUUUAGCAAACAUAAAUAGCCAGUUUAUACAUAGACCUCAUUGAAAGUGGCCACUUGAAUGCAGGUGAACAUUGUUUAUGGCUUUAAAAAGGAAAAUUGAAGGUUGACUUUAUUCUGAUUUCUGUACCAAGGAUUUAUCAGGAAAAUAUCAAUACAAUUGUAAUCGUUUUCCAACAUGUCUCUGUGUGCCUGAAAGGGAGGAAAGUUUGAUGGAAAAUGAUAGAAAAAUAGUAUCAACAAAAGCUUUCAAGCUGGAACAAGACAGAACAUUUCAAAGCAAUUGAGUACAUCAGAACUUUCAUUUUCCUUCAAAAGUGUGUCGUUUGAGCCUCCCACAGACGGUGAAGCUUCUCCACUCUCUCCGUGUGUCUUCCAGGGCAGUGCGUGGAGCGACUGCCUGUAUGGAUGCUGCUGCUACACUCUCUCCUGGCUCCAGAUCUCCAGAGAGCUGAAGAGAAGAGCAGCCUCCCACGCCGCCUCCUCCUCCUCAGACAGAUACGAGGCUCUGGCUUCCCUGCAGGGGGCGCACUUGGUCUAGACACCUGCAGAACUGACUGGUGGAGUACAAGAGCAGAUUUAAACAUAUUUCUCCAUGUCUGUUAGCACUCCUGCAGCAUUGUGUUCUGUAGAGGAGGAAACUCAGGUCAUACAGAAAAAAAAGAAACAUUCAGCAUCAAAACUUAGCAAAAAUUUGAGAAGAACUUUCUAGAAGUUUGUAUAGUUUCCUUCUUUUUUUUAAUCUGCAAUAACGUCUCGUGUGUUGUUAUCGAUUGUUUCGUUCUUUCCCCAUGUUGGAGUGUUAGUUCCUCCUUUGUGUGUCACAUAUGUUGUUUAGUGAAACCUCACGCGUCAUUGUGUGUUUGUGUUCCUGCUUUUUGUUGCUAUGAUUAUUUCUGUAUGUUUUUUGGCAUGUAAAAACUCAAUCACACUUCCAACUAUUUCAGUCAUCUUGGUAUCAAAACGUUCAGCUCGUUCAGGACAUUACUGUUUGUAUAUUUGGUCUUUGUAAAUUUUAUAGUUUUUGAAAUAUUGAGCAAAAUAUGCCCCAUAGGAAAUGAAGGAGAACGUCUUCAAAUUUCUAAAUUUUAAGUAGAUUAGCAACAAGUUUUUAAAUAUAUUCAUGGAAAAUGUUUUAAUCUUUUAUAGCAAUUUUCAAAAAAAUUUGAAUUUAUCAAAUAUAUCAGUAACAUACUAAUUUUUUGGCUAAUUUGUUAUCUACUGGUGUUUAUUAGGCUAAUUAAGAGUUUAACUUCUAUUUUAGCAACACUAAUGUUAUGACUUAUUUAGUUUACCAAGGAAUUUUAGUCCAUUUUGGAGUUUAGCUAGUAUAAAAACAAUGAGCUGGCUUGUUUUUUUUUUUUUUUUUUUUUUUGCUGAUUUGGUAUCUACUAAGUUUUUUGGUGCUAAUUUCUGUUAUUUAAUCAACACACUACAUUUUUGGCAAAAUUUUCAUAUAUUAGGGAUUUUUAAGCAAUAUUAUUAUCAUUUUUUCAGAAAUUUAGAUCAAAUUCAGCGCUCUUCAAGAGAAUCUGGCUACAGAGAAAAAAUAUGAAAAUUAAUAGCAGGAAGUCCCUCCCCCUGCUGGAGCCGACCACAAACAUAAACAUAGUUUUAAGCUUUUGACCUUUUUUCUCUCUUUUAUCGACCCUUUUUGCUGGCAUUUCGUGGCUCUGAUCAGCUGAUUCUUGGGAAAAAAAAACUGUUAUAGUUUAUUCUCAUUCAAAGGCGUAAAAGUUGAUAGAUCUGAAAAGGUUUUAGUGUCUCAUUUUGAAAGGGUUUUCUAAAGUUUAGGAAAUUUGAAACGAUUUAACAUACAAUAUGGUUGUAUUAGGAAUGUGGGCGUGGCAAAAAAAAUCUGGUUGCCAAGGAAAACCAAAAAUUUAGUUUUGCCGAUUCUCCUAAAAGUUACAUGGAACGGUGCAUUCACUCCAGGCGAUCUAAAUUUAAAAUAGUUGCUAUGGAGAUAAGACCAAAAGAAAAGCUGCCAUUUUGAAAAAGAAAAAAAAACUGUUUUAUUUUUCAUGAAUUUGCAGCACUGACUGGUUUAUUUUUGGUUUAUUUCAACUGUUUUUUAUGUAUUUUAAUGUUAAUAAAACCUCUUCCUCAGUUUGAAUAAGUCUAACGUUCCAUUUUUUAAAUUUGAGGCGAGCAACAAAUGUUGCAGUUCCUCAAAAAAACACUAGAGGGACAUAAAAUCUAUAUUCGGUUUGCUUUUUUUCUGGUAAAAUAUUGUUUUCAUGGGUAAAAAAAUAGAAAUGCAAGUACAAAUGAUGCUUGCAGAAUUUUCCCCCACUGGGUUUUCCUCUGCAGGUGGUUUUAUGGUCAUAAGAUCUUUUAUGACAGCCAAAGAUUGUUAUAGGAAAACCAGGAAUGCAGAGUUCCAAUAAUCAAAGACUUUACAGCAUAAAGCAGGAUGAAACCUCCAAAACAAGAGACGUAAGAUGACAAACAUCUUGAUGCCAAUCAUAAGAAGUGGCAGUCAGACUGCACAGACUGGUCAGCGCACAUUUCUUUAGCCGUCAUUGUUACGCUUUCCUUCCAACACGCCUUUAUAACCCGGCUUUAGGCCACCAUGAGACACUGAAGGACUGACGGACUGAACCACAUGAGGAACUGAAACUAUGUCGGGGAAGGUUCAAACAUUCCAGCCGCGGCCGUACAUCGCCACCAGCAUAUCAAACGAGUGGAGUACUGGCAUCUGUGACUGCUUCACUGACCUCCCCAGCUGCUGCUUUGCGUUCUGGUGUUUUCCGUGUUUCUCCUGCAUAACGGCCAAAAAAGCCGGAGAGUGUCUGUGCUUACCUCUGCUGGACGCUUUCGGCUUCAUCCCGCCCAUCACCACCGCCAUGAGGGUGUCCAUCCGCCACCGAUACGGCAUUCAGGGGGACAUCUGCCACGACUGCGUGUACUCCUGCUUCUGCGGGCCCUGCACCUGGUGUCAGAUAUCGAGAGAGAUGGAAAUACGUAAAGCGCCGAUGAUCUACGCAGCCUGAAAAGGACCUAAUCCCCCCAGCCGUCACCUGCCCCAUUCAUCAUCAGCUUUAUCACCAUGUGGCCCGGCCGCUGGUUCCUCCAGAGCGUCAAACGCGUCUGCACAGGAGGAAUGCGAUGGAGCAACAUCAGGGUCAGAAUGGAAAACUCUCGUAUGAGAUAAGACGUGAAGGACAAAACAGGUUUUAAUGAAAACGUGUUGGUGAUAUUUAGGUAAAGUUCCUACACUUUGAUGUUUCAUACCUAUGCAUUUAUACUCUGUCUUCUCCUGGGUAAGGAUGGCUGUCUGACAUAUUAUGAUUUCUAGAUGCAAAAUAUUUUUGUCAAAUCCUUUAAAAAUCUUUGUUUGUGUCAUCUUUAUAUUUUUCUCUUAUACCUCAUAACAUCAUGGAAAUAAAUAGUAAUUGUAGCCCAAGGUGGUAAUUAGUGCUAAAAUGUGAUUAAUUAAUUAUAACCUGUAAAUAAUUAAUGUAUUUUUAAUUAAACCUAAUAUUUGUUGUAAAAAGCCUCAUUUUCAUUUAAAUUUGUGAUGCAGUAAAAUAUCAAAAUACAACAAAAAUUAGUGGCGCUCAUGAAGUUUUUUAUAUUUUUACACCACCAAUUUGUAUUUAUUUUGUCAAUUUUGAACAAUUAAGACCAAAAGAACAAAAACAGAGCUCUAAUAUAAUGUGAGUUAAAGUUCCAUGAAUUUAAAGGGAUCCCAUCCAUGGUUUUCUAAUUAAUUAGUCCGCACUAAACAACACUAAUUGGUUUCUUGAAAAAUCGACUUGGAGAGUCGAUGCAAUUUUUUCCCCCUAAAAGAUACUUAUUUUAUUGACAAACUAACCAAAUAAAUAUUAAUUUAUUAAAAUAAAUUCAGCAGAGAAGGCUCUAAAAGCUCAACACUGGAUUUUUGUAAAUGCAAACGUACAUUGGAAAGCUGUCGAUCAAGUUGCAAUAGGCGGUGCUUGUUUUACAGUCUUGGAACGAUGGUAUCUCCCAGGUGAACGUCAGGUCUGUCACCUAAAGCCUGCUCACAACGGAGUCAUGCAACAGGAAAACCGUCUGCGGCACGCCAGCAAAUGUUCUGGUGAAUUUCUAUCAAAGGAAAUACUUUGAAGUUUUUGACGAAUAAACCUUUAAAUUAACACGGGUAAUAUGUCCAGUCAUAUUUGAAAAAAUAAAGGUUUAUUCCUCACGGUUUGCACCAAAGUU
This is a messenger RNA of Oryzias melastigma (Indian medaka), 4561 nucleotides long. RefSeq names its product cornifelin homolog B. The record is from RefSeq and is a predicted model, not a curated record. The coding region runs from base 2998 to 3369 and encodes 123 amino acids. Lineage: Eukaryota; Metazoa; Chordata; Actinopteri; Beloniformes; Adrianichthyidae. The transcript has 4 exons.